AUGGCAAGAUUAGUACACAAUGUUCAAAAGAAACAGCAUAAGGAAAGGUCUCAAAAGGAUAGCAGAGCCAGAUAUGGCUUGCUAGAGAAAAAGAAAGACUAUAGAUUAAGAGCAGCAGAUUAUCAUAAAAAACAAGCAGCAUUAAAAGCGUUGAAAGAAAAGAUCAAAACGCAUAAUCCAGAUGAAUAUUAUCAUGCUAUGACCAGGAAAAAAACAGAUGAUAGAGGGAUAUUGAUAUCAGAUAGAGAUAGUGAAGUGCUAAGUGUUGAUCAAGUUAAAUUAUUAAAAACUCAAGAUAUAAAUUAUAUACGAACGAUGAGAUUAAAUGAAUUAAAUAAAAUACAAAAAGAAAAAGAAGGGAAAUUAUUUGAAGGAUCGGGUAGACAUACAGUAUUUGUUGACUCUAAUGAAGAACAAAAAAGUUUCAAUCCUGAAGAGUUUUUCAAUACAGAUGAAUCGUUAUUAGAUAAUAGACAAAAUAGACUUCGAUUAGAUCAAUUACAUUCUAACUCGGGAGUAAUAAAGUCAAAUGAUUUAGAUUCAAAGCAAAAAGAUAAACUAGAUGAAAAAAAAUUGAAAGAAUACAAAAGAUUACAGAGAAGAAUAAACAAGGAGAAAGAAAUACGAGAUGUUGAACAAAUAAUGAGUUUAAAUUUGGAGAAAAUGAAAAAUGGUAGUAAGAAGAAAGUAGUAAGUAAUGAUGGUAAAACUCAUUUCAAAUGGAAAAAUGAAAGGAAAAGGUAA
Molecule: messenger RNA, 744 nt
Organism: Lodderomyces jiufengensis
Lineage: Eukaryota; Fungi; Ascomycota; Pichiomycetes; Serinales; Debaryomycetaceae
Product: rRNA-processing protein
Exons: 1
Coding region: 1-744 (247 amino acids)
Biological process (GO): rRNA processing
Cellular component (GO): nucleolus; small-subunit processome
Source: RefSeq, a predicted model, not a curated record